CCACCUUCAUCCUCCCCUACUGCCAACCCAGGCUUCUUCUACGGCGACGGACUUGAACGCUGCAACGGCACGCGGCGCCUGAUCCGGUGAAAUGCGUCCACUAAACCCCUCUCCUUCUCCUCCUCCCUCCUCCUCAUCCCUUGCUUCUGAUGAAACUCGCCUUCUCAACGAUGAAAUCUUUGAGCAGCUGCACAGUUGCAUUAAGCUCGCCAAUGAAAAUAAAAUCAAUCACAAGAAUGCGUGGGGUCUGAAGUUGAUCGAUCAUCUGAUGGAGAUCGUGAAAGCUGAAGCAGAUGGUGGAGCGGAGACAAAUUUCCGAACGGCGAGUUGCUCACUGGAAGCUGGGGUAAAAAUUUACUCUGUUAGGGUUGAUGCCCUGUACUCAGAAGCUUACAAUGUCCUUGGUGGGAUCAGUGUAGCUAGUCUAGGGUCUCAAGAAGAUAUUGCCACCUCAGAGAGUCACAAUGCCGGGAGUGAAGAGGGCAAGGAUAAUGUGGAAGAAAAGCUUGAGAAAAAGCUCUCUCCAUUGUCCACAAUAGAAUCCUCAAUUGAAGCUCUUAACUGGAAUGGAGUUGACUCUGCAGCUGUUAUGGAUCCAUCAUAUUAUAGAACAUCUCUUACGAUGAGUCAAGGUGGAUCCGAGAGUCUCCUACUGAAUAAUGUGGGAGUGUAUGGAGAAUGUAGGCUUCUUUUUGAUUACUUUGAAGUGCCAGGAAGAAACAUGUCCUGUAUGCCUCAAUCUGACAUGUCAGAUGUUAUUGACAUCUCAUUUGCUAAAGAUUCUAUUGAACAGAUGGUGAUUAACUUGCCAAGGAAGAUGGAGAUUUCCCCCACCCUAAGAGAGAUAGUUUCCUUGCUCAAUGAAAGUAGACAAAUGCCAUUUGAAAGAUCCAAUUUAACCGAUAAAUUUUGCAAUAUGGAUGACGAUAUAGUUCACGAUGAAGAAGUUCAAUCAGAUAAUCAUUCAUUUGAGAACAGUGAGACCACUUUUCAGGAGAAUGACUACUACGAUGCAUCGUUUGAAUCGGAUGUCAGUACAAGUUAUGAGAGAGUGGCCAUGUUUCUGUUUCGAAGUUUGGAUAUAACUGGAAAACAGAACUCCUGGGCGGGUCCUGAUUACUGGAAAUUUUUGAAGCCGAAGGGUGGGUAUGAUUAUAGAAAUGUAGCUUUUAUGUGGUUUCUUAUCAUCUAUCGUCAAUAUGUAGGUCCUAACAUCCUUUUUGAACAGUUCAAAAACCUGUACAAACUGCAAACGAUGGAUUUGCAUGCUCUUCCAGCAGGAGAAGGAAGAGAAGUGUUGACUGUAAUGAUAUUGACUUCACCAAGUCCUUGGACUUUGAGGCUGAUAUCUUUGCUCCCCCAGCAAAUCCAUUGUCUUUACUUCUGCCAGCAGAUCGAGUACAGUCGGGCCAUUCUCUUCCAGAAGACUGCCAUUAUCAGCCUAUGGAUCUGGCGAAGCUUUUUCUUCGUCCUGACCUUUUGUUUUCCCUUUUCUUUCUCUUUAUUGCAAAAUCUACAGUUUCUGGGUAGGAGAAGUGCCACACUCUCAGAUAGUACAUCUGAAUUUCAUGAUCCUGAUGAAGCAUCACCGUCAAGCGACUGUGUCAAUCCUUGUGAUCUCAGUGGCCAACAUGGUGACAAUUACUUUCAUGAAGCUAUAGGAGCAGAGGAACCUUUUUAUCAGAACGGACAGGUCAACAAAAUGGAGGGUCGACAUGGAAAAGCUAGUAAGCCAGUUGAUCUACGUGCAUUGAAGCAAACCCUGUGGGAACACUUACAAGAACAGUCUGGUAGCUUUCCUGCAACGACAAGCGUAAUGAAGCACCCUUCAACUUUGCUUUGGUAUUGCCAUUUCAUCAGCUUUGACCAUUUACUUCCUUACAUUCACCGUCUUGUUUUUGCCCUUUGAUUUUUGUACAGAAUGAAUGGAGUGGUCCAAUAUCCUUCAAACAACUCUUGGCUACAUGUCCCCUAGGAUCCCCACAAAACGAUAUCUCACCCCAGUUGUGCUUUAUCUGCCUCCUGCAUUUGGGAAAUGAGGUUGGAUUGAAGAUCCAAGGAUGCCCAACUUUAGACGAGGUCAUCCUACAUCUUCCUCUCCGUCCUCCAUCAUCGGACGCAGGACAGUAGCUUUUCGUUCAUCCCCGGUCUUGAUGAUCACUCAGUAACUGUAACUAUUCAUCAAAAUAGAGAACAUGAAAGACCCUCUUUUGCUGCAGCACAGAACUCAAGCUGUUGUGCAGGGAUUAGUAAAAGAUACGUGUUUUGUGCUUAAUUAAAUCAGCAAAGCUUUAUUA
This is a messenger RNA of Linum tenue, 2297 nucleotides long. The record is from the annotation of a GenBank genome assembly. Lineage: Eukaryota; Viridiplantae; Streptophyta; Magnoliopsida; Malpighiales; Linaceae.